UGUAAAGCAGGUUGACGCCUUGCUCCACAGCAUGUUUCGUGAAUUUGCAAUUGGUGUCAACACGAAGAAUAUGCCAGCUCUUCUGUGUUACGUUUUGUUGUAUUUUGCAUCAGGUGUUUCGAGUGAUUUGAGUCCUCCAGGAUGUGGCAUCAAUGAUGUGGGUUUUGACUACACCACCCUCCCAAAAGUAACCCGGAAACGCAUCGUUGGUGGAGAAAAUGCAACUCCACAUUCAUUUCCAUGGAUGGCCGCUCUCGAAAACCGUGGUGUUUUGCAAUGCGGUGGGUCACUUUUGAAAGGCAGUUCUGACAGGUGGUUCGUCCUAACUGCUGCCCACUGUUUUCGUGGAACUACUGCCGAUGAAUGGAAGGUUCGCCUUGGCGUUCAUGAUCUCUCCAAAACCGAAUCUUCCUCAGAGUCAAUUGACGUAAAGACCGCGAUGAUCCACCCUCAGUACAAUACCCAAACAUUGGAGUAUGACAUCGCCCUGAUUGAGCUGAGUAGCGCCCCACAGCUCUCUAGGCCUGAAAUCAACAUUGGGUGUGUUUCCGGGGAUGUCGCUAAAGCAGGAGAAGUGUGUUAUGUCGCAGGAUGGGGACUCACCUCGUCAGGAGGCGAUCAAUCAGAUGUUCUCCAACUUAUUGAAAAGCCAGUCCUGUCACAAGCCCAAUGUAGGGACAUAUUUGGCUCGAACACCUUCUACGAAGUUUCAAUGAUCUGUGCAGGCUUCAUAGAAGGAGGAAAGGAUUCCUGCACCAGUGACAGCGGAGGGCCUUUGAUGUGCUACAGAAACAAUCGCAUGGAGAUCAUUGGCACUGUGAGCUGGGGAAUUGGUUGCGGUGAGCCGAACUCCCCCGGGGUCUAUGCUAGUGCUUCAGGAGGAAAGCAGUGGAUUGAAGCUAACAUAAACGGAUAGAUGGCAUCCGAAAUAAAAGCAUUGAAAUACGU
Haliotis rubra (blacklip abalone) is the source of this 948-nucleotide messenger RNA. Its product is annotated as trypsin-like. NCBI's taxonomy places the organism in Eukaryota, Metazoa, Mollusca, Gastropoda, Lepetellida, Haliotidae. The coding region runs from base 32 to 916 and encodes 294 amino acids. The record is from RefSeq and is a predicted model, not a curated record. Gene Ontology annotation, biological process: proteolysis. The transcript is spliced from 7 exons. Gene Ontology annotation, molecular function: serine-type endopeptidase activity.